AUGAACAAAAGGGCAGCUGAUGGAAGUGUUGUGAAAAAAGAAAAUUUGACAUGGACAGAUCAUAUGGAUAAUGUUCUCGUUGAAGCUCUUGUAAAGGAAGAUCAAAUAUGUAAUCGGGUGAAUGGUACUUUCACUUCGCAAGCAUAUGCGAACAUGAUUGCACGGAUGAGUAAAGAGUUUAACAAGUCUGUUACAAAAGAUCAACUUAAAAACAAAAUGAAAUUUUUAAAAGGUAAUUUUAGUAAAUGGUAUGAUAUGUAUUGGGGUACUUCAUUGAGUGGGUUCUCAUGGAAUUCUCAGACAAAAUACAUUGAAGCAGAGGAGGAAGUAUGGGAACAAUUAAUUAAUGAGGUAAUUUUGGAGAACGAAUACAAAGAUGAUGAUGAGGACAUUCAUAUAGUGUUCGCAACAGAUGUUUUACCUAAUGGGAGUUCACAAGCCAAGAAGCUGAAGAGUAAAAAAAAAAAAAAACUUGAAAGAAAACUUCAAGAUGAAGAUGAAGUAGUAGCUGAACCUCAACCUCAACCUCAACCAUAA
This is a messenger RNA of Lactuca saligna, 537 nucleotides long. NCBI's taxonomy places the organism in Eukaryota, Viridiplantae, Streptophyta, Magnoliopsida, Asterales, Asteraceae. The record is from the annotation of a GenBank genome assembly.